Camelina sativa (false flax) is the source of this 1305-nucleotide messenger RNA. Lineage: Eukaryota; Viridiplantae; Streptophyta; Magnoliopsida; Brassicales; Brassicaceae. The record is from RefSeq and is a predicted model, not a curated record.
AUGAUAGAAGUCAAUCUGUUCCGUGAAGAAAAAGGUAGCAAUCCAGAGAUCGUCAGAGAAUCGCAACGUCAGAGAUUUGCUAGCUUAGAGCUCGUUGAUGAGAUUAUUAAGCUCGACAAAGAAUGGCGUCAGCGUCAAUUAGAAGUAGAAAGCUUCCGAAAGGAGUUCAACAAGCUGAAUAAACAAGUCGCUCAGCUCAAAAUUAAAAAAGAAGAUGCGACUGAGGUUAUUCGGCAGACGGAGAAAAACAAACAAGACGCUACCGCGAAGGAGGUGGAAGUUCGUGAAACAUAUGCUGCUUUGCAAGCCAAAUUGGAGGCAGUUGGAAAUCUUAUCCCUGACACAGUUCCCAUUGGUGAUGAUGAGGUUAAUAAUCUUGUGAUUAGAGUUUUGGGUCAAAGGAGGUAUGCUUUGCCCGAUCAGAAGCAAAACCAUGUGAAUCUCAUUGGUGUUCUCCGUAUUGUUGAUACCAAAAUUGGUGCUGAUAUUGCUGGAGGGAGAGGCUUUUUCUUAAUAGGAGAUGGUGUGAGGCUUAACCAAGCUCUUAUCAACUUUUCCCUAGACUUCUUGGAAGGUAGAGGAUUUACGCCUAUACAACCUCCUUUUUUCAUGAAGCCGGAUGUUAUGGCCAAGUGCGCACAAUUGGCACAGUAUGAUGAAGAGCUUUACAAGGUGAGGGGUGAAGGAGAUGACAAAUAUCUAAUCGCAACUGCGGAGCAACCACUGUGUGCAAAACAUCGCGGUCAAUCGAUCCAUCCGGCCGAGCUUCCCAUAAGAUAUGCUGGUUACUCGACCUGUUUUAGAAAAGAAGCUGGUUCCAAUGAAAGAGACACACGUCGCAUUUUCCGUGUUCACCAGUUUGAGAAAGUCGAACAGUUUUGCAUCACCGGUCCUGAUGAUUCGUGGGAAAUGCUCCAAGAGAUGUUGAAGAACUCGGAAGAGUUUUACCAAGCGCUUAAAAUUCCAUACCGAGUGGUGUCAGUUGUCUCGGGAGCUUUGAACAACGCAGCUGCUAAAAAGUAUGACUUGGAAGGAUGGUUUCCUGCGUCAGAGAUUUACAGAGAGCUCGUGUCCUGUUCCAACUGUACAGACUAUCAGUCUCGAGGGCUUGAUAUCAGAUAUGGUCAGAAAAAGAGCAAUGAGGAGACGAAGCAGUAUGUUCAUAUGCUGAAUUCGACUCUUACCGCGACAGAGAGGACCAUUUGCUGCAUUCUCGAGAACUACCAGCGAGAUGAUGGUGUGAAUAUCCCGGAAGUUCUGCAGCCGUAUAUGGGCGGCAAGAAGAUUUUGCCCUUCAAAAAAUGA